AUGUACAGCCAAGGGGUUGAGUUAGCCUGCCAAGAAGAAAGAGAGUCCGUGAAGCACUCUGUAGAAUGCACGUGGAACCUAGCAGAAGCCCAGCAAAAACUUGAUAGCUUAGCACUGCAUAAUUCAGAAUCCCGUGAUCAGGAAUCUGCUCAAGCAAAGACUGAAGCUGCAGAAUUGAGAUGGAGGGAGGAAGAGUGGAGAAGAAAAGAAGAAGCACUAAACCAGAGGGAAAGACAGAACCUAUGGAACACAGAUCCUGUUAGUAAUGAGGUAUUUAAUAAGAGUUUUAUUAAUCGGAAAAGAAAAGAAGAUGAAGAUGUGUCUGAACCACUUAUGCAAAAACAUGAACAAGAGAUUAGACACUUCGGUAUGCUGAGCAGAUGGGAUGAUAGUCAAAGAUUUCUAUCUGAUCACCCGUAUCUUGUAUGUGAAGAAACAUCUAAAUAUCUCAUGUUGUGGUGUUUUCAUCUAGAAGCUGAGCAGAAAACAGCUCUGAUGGAGCAAGUAGCACACCAAGCAGUUGUAAUGCAGUUUAUUAUAGAAAUUGCCAGAAGCUGCAAUGUGGAUCCAAGAGGCUGUUUUCGUCUCUUCUUCCAAAAUGCCAAAGUAAGAGAAGGCUAUCUGGAGGCUUUUAGAAAUGAACUUGAGGAAUUCAAGAGAAGAGUGAGAAUCUGGUCACAAUCACACAGCUUUCAAAAUACAUUAAUACAUGAUCUCAGUGGUCUUGUGGGAGAGCUGACAUCUUUUUCACAGAACACAGGUGAUCUACAACGAUCCAUAAACAAAGAUGUCUGCAGUUCAGUGAUACAAAGAGAUGAAGAAGAAUCCAAAAUGAUGGACAUAGUAUAG
This is a messenger RNA of Apaloderma vittatum (bar-tailed trogon), 849 nucleotides long. It is a transcript of the gene CDC37L1, whose product is annotated as cell division cycle 37-like 1. The transcript is spliced from 6 exons. Gene Ontology annotation, biological process: protein stabilization; protein folding. The record is from RefSeq and is a predicted model, not a curated record. Gene Ontology annotation, molecular function: protein-folding chaperone binding; heat shock protein binding. Lineage: Eukaryota; Metazoa; Chordata; Aves; Trogoniformes; Trogonidae. Bases 1 to 849 code for a protein of 282 amino acids. Gene Ontology annotation, cellular component: cytoplasm.